Molecule: messenger RNA, 8508 nt
Organism: Stomoxys calcitrans (stable fly)
Lineage: Eukaryota; Metazoa; Arthropoda; Insecta; Diptera; Muscidae
Gene: Tpst
Product: protein-tyrosine sulfotransferase
Exons: 7
Coding region: 3-1598 (531 amino acids)
Biological process (GO): peptidyl-tyrosine sulfation
Cellular component (GO): Golgi apparatus
Molecular function (GO): protein-tyrosine sulfotransferase activity
Source: RefSeq, a predicted model, not a curated record
UCAUGCGCCUGCCUUAUCGCAAUAAGAAGACCACCCUGUGGGUCAUGCUUGGAAUUGUUGUUGUCACAAUGUUUCUAUUUAAAUUUACGGAACUACGUCCAAUAUGUUUCUUCAAGGACGAAGCAGUACCUGCCUCAGCUCUAUCCGGACAAUCAGCAGCAGUGAUGCGUGGAGAUAUGAAAUAUGUUGAAAGCGAUAACCAAAAAGUCUACUCGUACAGUAGAGAAAUGCCAUUAAUUUUUAUUGGUGGUGUACCCAGAUCUGGCACCACACUUAUGAGAGCCAUGCUCGAUGCACAUCCAGACGUGAGAUGUGGCCAGGAAACUCGUGUGAUUCCUAGAAUACUACAACUCCGCUCGCAUUGGCUUAAGUCAGAGAAGGAGUCGUUGCGACUGGUAGAAGCAGGCAUAACCAAAGAAGUCAUGAACAGUGCCAUUGCUCAAUUCUGCUUAGAGAUCAUAGCAAAGCAUGGCGAUCCCGCACCACGGCUUUGUAACAAAGACCCAUUGACCCUAAAAAUGGGCACCUAUGUGAUAGAGCUCUUUCCCAAUGCCAAAUUCCUGUUUAUGGUACGGGAUGGGCGAGCCACAGUUCAUUCGAUAAUUUCACGCAAGGUGACAAUCACUGGUUUUGACUUAACCAGCUAUCGGCAGUGUAUGCAGAAAUGGAACCAUGCCAUCGAGGUCAUGCAUGACCAAUGUCGAGAAAUUGGCAGGGAACGUUGUAUGAUGGUUUACUAUGAGCAACUGGUAUUACAUCCUGAAGAAUGGAUGCGUAAAAUAUUAGAGUUUCUUGAUGUCCCUUGGAAUGAUUCUGUUCUACAUCAUGAGGAGUUCAUUAAUAAACCGAAUGGAGUUCCGCUCUCAAAAGUGGAACGUUCAUCGGACCAGGUGAUUAAACCUGUAAACUUAGAAGCUCUGUCUAAGUGGGUGGGCAAUAUACCCGAAGAUGUGGUGCGCGAUAUGGCCGACAUUGCGCCCAUGCUGUCGGUGCUGGGCUAUGAUCCCUUUGCCAAUCCGCCGGAUUACGGUAAGCCAGACGCCUGGGUGGAAGACAAUACAUCGAAGCUAAAAGCCAAUCGAAGGCUAUGGGAAAAUAAAGCAAAGGAAGUGUUGAAAAUGUCACCCCAUCAGCUGCAGAAUGCCAAUGCCGAAGAGGAAGAGGAUAAUAUCAAUGAGACAUUCGCUCCAGGAAUUUCCAACAUAAUCAGCAGUAAUAACAAUAACAUGAACAGCAACAACAACAACAACAACUAUCAAUUCAAGCAUAACAAUAAGGACAAGAAUAACCAUAAUGAGGAGGAGGAUGACGAUGGAACAUCCAUGCAACAGCAACAACAGCAACACCACCAACCUAAACAGCAACAACAAGGACAAAUGCAAUUGCAACGCCAUCAACGUCACUCCAUGGAUCGUCACAAUAACAUGAUGCGUUACGCCGAAGAAGAAGAAGAGGAAGCAGAGGAAACCGACAGCAACAAUGUGUUACACCAACAGCAACAACAGAACGAGCUAGGAGCCCCGAACAGCGCGAAACGUCGAAAGGAAACUUUGAAUGCUGCCGCCACGAUAAAACAGUUGAACAAAGAAAGCGUAUAAUAAUAAUAAAUGCAUUCACAAAUGCAGAUGACAGAAGAGCGAGCAGCAUUCAAGUUGUCAUAAUGCUUGGAAGAGCAUGUGAUGAUGAUAAGAAGACACUACGACUUUCACCACCACAAACUAAAACUACCAACUCAGCCACCACCGCCGAUGUCGAUGCCACCACCAAUUUCAACAACCACCAAACCCUUUAGACCUUCUACCGAUAUGUUUAAUGAAGCGAACCAUCCAUCGAUCGUUGAGUAGAACAGAAAGCCCUCAUCACCAUCAUCAUUAAGAACAUCAUCAUAAUCCAACCUACCUGGCCAACUUUUGUUCUAACGAAUGAUGGUAAGGCGAGUGAGUGUGUAUUUGCCUAGACAAAUGCAUUUACUUACGCAACCCCUCCCCCACCAACAGACAUGUACAAGAACGAAUGAACAUUCGCAACGAUGUCGAGAUGACAACACAAAGUGUUUCAUUGUUGUAAAAUUUUCCACAUCAGAUACUAACUAGAAUAAUGCCGGAAAUGCAAUAGGGAAACGGAUGUUGUAUCUACCAUGUGGGAGAGAUGUAAGUGAUGGAAACAAGCUUUAGGUGGGGGGAGGGGUAGUAUAUCUAUUGCAAUGAUUAAACAAUCCACAUUUAUUGUGCUCGAUACGUGAUUUCACAAACACACUAACACAUACUAUGUUACAUUACACAAUGAUACAUACACGCACAUGUACAUUGGGGUUACCCAUUUUUUGAAAAGCUUUUCCGGUCGCUGCCGGGACAUUUGAAUUGGCUCACUUCCACGAAAAGCACUUUCCCAAACUUCAGAGCGUUGAAAAUUAGUUCUUUGUAAAGUCAAAGAUGUAUUCGCUUCAUUUUGCGUUUUCGCCUAACAUGGUGAUAGAAAAGUCCAUUUUUAUACCCACCACCGUAGGAUUAUUCCAUUUGCAAAACAUCGAAAUAUCAAUUUCCGACCCUACAAAGUAUAUAUAUUUCGGAUCAUCGUAAAAUUCAAAGACGAUUUAACGACGUCCAUGUGUCUGUCCGUUCGUCUGUUGUAAUCAUUGUACAGCCUCCACAAAUUGAGAUAUUGAGCUAAAAUUUGGCACAGAUACGUCUUUUUGAUGCACGAUGGUUAAGUUCUUGAACGGGUCAAAGCGGACCAUCUUUGUAUAUAGCUGCUAUAUAGACCGAUUUUCCGAUAAAGGGUCUAAUGCCCAUAAAAACUUUAUCCGAUUUUGCUGAAAUUUGAAACAGUGAGUAGGUUAAGACCUUCCAACAUCCGACCUAAAUAUGGUUCUGAUCGGACUAUAUUUUGAUAUAGCUGCCAUAUAGACCGAUCUGCCGAUAAGGGGGUCUGAAGCUCAUAAAAGCUUUAUUUAUUACCCGAUUUCGCUGAAAUUUUAAACAGUGAGUUUUUCACGGUACCCGACCUUAACAUGGUACAGAUCGGUUUAUAAUUGGACAUAUCUGCCAAAAAGACCAAUAUUUUGUUCUACAAAAUUGAAUAGUGACUUAUAUUUAUUAGACCACUCAACGUCCGUGCCGAAUUUGGGUGCUCAAGUUAUCCAAUUUUCACCGGAUUGUGAUGAUAUGGGGUUUACUUAUAUACCCGAGGUGGUGGGUAUCCAAAGUUCGGCCCGGCCGAACUUAAUGCCUUUUUACUUGUUUAAAUUAGAGAUAUAUCUUUUAGUAAUUUCAAAUUUAUUGCCAAGUCUUGAACGAGAUAUUGAGCAAAAUUUUCAGAAACCUAUUGGUAGGCCCUCAAAGUUGAUGUGACUAACUUUGAGGCUGCAAAAAUUGUGCUGGGGCUGUAAAAGACCCUUUGGGCACCGAGUUUUAGUUUUUUUCUUAAACAUUGUCAAAAAUCUCCACUAAAAACAUAUUGUUGUUGCUAGAUAUUCAACCAACAAAUCUAGUAUACCCAUCGCCAUACUGGGUGGAGUGUAUAUUCAAUUUGUCAUUCCGUUUGCAAAACAUCAAAAUAUCGAUUGCCCAACCUACGGAGUAUAUUUUAUUGGUGUUGAUGACUUAACGAUGUCUAUCUUUUACAUCUAUUGAUUUGAGCAAUACAAAAGAUUAUUGACAUUGGUAGAGGAUCUCCAAAUACGGUUGUCACCUUAUAUUUGAGUCUUUUAACCUCUGUAAUCUUAGGGAGGAUAUAACCCAAUUCUACAUGAUUGCAUGAUUUUACAUUACAUUUGUUAAUGAUUCGAUUUUGCUGGAAUAUGCAACUAAUAAGCAGACGCUGAUUCAUGUACUCCUUUUAAAUUUUCAUGGAAAGUUGAUGAACUAAGACACAAUAUUGUGGAAAACUAUCAACACAUUUUUCAUUUGUUUCCAUCACUACAAGCUGAAUUAUCUCCAAUUCAUUAUUCCUUGAAUAAUCCAUCUUGCUGUUGCUGUUAGUGUAUUUCUCUUCUUUUUGUUUGUCUCAAAAAGUGACUACCCCAAUGUAUGUGUAUCGCUAUGUUCAUAUAAAGCCAUGUACUAGAACAAUACGAGUACGUAUCGUACGCAUCCACCAUGUGCACAUUGAUCACAUCUACUUCUACUACAACUCCUGUUUGGCUGCGAAAGUGGCAAUUUAAAUAAAUCGAUAAAGCUGAUAUAGAACAGAAACCAAACCAAACCAAAUAAAAUAAAAUAUAUUAAACCAUUGAAACAAUAAAAGACAAAGUAAAAAACCUAAACAAUUUCACCCACCCAAAUUCGCAUACACACACAUACACAGAAAAGCUCUUACAACACACAUUUACUCGACAUAUGCGUGAAUAUGACAGUUGAUGUCGUUAACAUUUUAUUUAAUUUGCCUACUGGGUGUUUUGUACUGUUUUACCUACAAAUAUGUGGGCCCAUCGACCGACAGGCCGAGAGACACACAAGCAUAUGCCCUGUAUAUGUUUGAGUGUAUGUAUGUAUGUGUGCGUACUAAGCUAGGAUCUUUUAUUGUGCUUAAUAAGCUAAAAACAUAUAAAGAGCAUAAAUUCGAUAAUGUGCAGAGGGCCAUAUUUUAUCAAUUUAAAUUCCACAAAAUUGAGUGCUUAACGUUAAUUCCUCAAGGUAUUCAAUUUGCAUUAGAAUAAAGGGAGCAUAAUAUAAAUUGCUGUAAUAAAGUUUUAUUUUUAGAUUUAACUUUUAAAUGGUACCCACAAUGAAGGAGUCUAAAGUUAAGUAAAAAUGCAAAUUUUGCCCAUGAACAUUCCACUAAGGAACAGGGGCGAACUUUUCACAUAUCAAUGAGUGCAGUUCGAUUCAAGUUUAAGCUCAGUGAUAAGGGACAUCCUUUGUAUAGCCGAGUCCGAACGGAGUGCCGCAGUGCGACACCUCUUUGGAGAGAAGUUUUACAUGGCAUAGUACCUCACAAAUGUUGCCAGCAUUGUGAGUGAAAAACCACCGCUGAAAAUUUUUCUGAUGGUCUCGCCAGGAAUCGAACCCAGGCGUUCAGCGUCAUAGGCGGAUAUGCUUACCUCUGCGCUACGGUGGCCUCCAAAGUAAGUUAAGUAUCUAUCCAAAAUACCUACCCAAUAAUUGUUAAGGUGUGUAAUUUCAAUGAGUAUAACAGCUGGCCAAGAUUAUCUUCUAGCUGAUCACUGCAAUUGAACUAUUUCAUUGCUGCCGAAAAAAUUACAAUCACCAAUGACUAUUCCUGGCGAGAAGACCAUAAAACAUUUUCUGCGAUGGUUAUCGCCUUCUAAUACUCUCAAAAUUUGUGAGUUACCUUGCCAUGUAAAAACUUCUCUCUCAAGAGGUGUGGCACUGUGCCACGGCAUUCGGACUCGGCUGUGAAAUAGAGGCACCUUGUCAUUGAUCUCAAACUUGAAUCGAUCAGUACUCAUUGAUAUGUGAGAAGUUUGCCUCUGUUCUUAAUGGAAGGGGUUAUUCCCUUUUAAUACUGUCAAAGUUUGUGAGUUACUUUGCCAUGUAAAAGCUUCUCCCCUUAAUGGAAUGUUCAUGGGUAAAUUUGCCUUAAAUAACAAAAGGACAUCGUUUUGUUUUUUUUGGGUUUUUGCCAAUGCUGAGCACCAGAAAGCAAAUCUAAUACUAAGUGGUAGGAAGACGGAUCGGCAUGGAUUUCGGCAUUAUUAUGGGACCGCAUUUAUGCAGAAUGGUUGCAGCGAUUGCGUGCGUAUAUGGAUUGCGUGCGUAUAUGUAGUAGAAGACGAGACGUUGAAGCUUUUCCUAUGCCAUUGCUCGGCUUUCGGGGCUUAUAAAAUACCGACACUUAAAUGUUGAUAUGAUAUCAGACUUGAACUGACUUAGCAUCAUUCGAUUAAAAGAAGGUUAAGGAUAAUGUGAGUAGCAUUCAGCGUUCAACAAUCCUAAUACUGGCUUGUAAACCUAACCUAACCUAGCCGAACAUCAGUCUGAAACAGAAAUUGGCAGGCCAUUUUAAAAUCCUAAAUACUUUGUGUCGAAACUUGCGCCUUUCGUUAGACAACGAGCGAAAAAAUUGAGGAUCCAUAGGCGCGAGGUCUCUAAUUGUUAUUGUAACCACAUUUUCAUGUGGAGGUGGCGAUCCUCUGCAAUCUCGUUUCGGUCCAAAGGACCGAUCGCCUCGGGAACAGGGUGGCCAUUGGUUAUUUAAACGCGCCAAUAACUCGCCUUGUCAUAUCGAGCAUCAUAGGCACUCAGCAUUUGUACAAGAGCCGGUGCCGCUCGACCUCUCACCGAGACUCUCCGCUCCGUAUGGAGCAUUCCACUAUCCGCAACCUGUGGACGCUAGCUUACAGCUAAGCUUCUCGUGAUAGCAAUGAAAACCAUACAAAUCGGAACUCAAUGUUCCGGCCUGUGUGAUGCUCACAGCUAUCCUGUGCCGGUUGAGGAUACAUAGGUCUCUAGUGUUUGGCUAAACAGCAUUCCAUUUGAGAUUCUGGAGGGUGUAAGCACCGUUGCAAGCUAGAAGAAGGAUUACCUGGUACCUUGUGUUGGGGUUUUUGUGCGCUUGCGUAUGGACCUGUUGUAAGGGAUACAUUUCUGCUUUAUAUCCUCUUUUACUGUGCUGUAUUGGUUUGACUACCGUUAUUUUUGCAUAAAGUUUUACUUUUUUUGUAUACAGAUUUUGCUUAGACCUUGGCAUAGGAAUCUGUUAUAUUGACACAGACAAACUACUUCUCGUCUCCGGUGACAAUUUUGUGUAUAAACCGUUGCUUAUGCUCACCAGUGGGACAAUAUCCCGCUAAAAUUUCCUUCCAAGUUUUUGAAGACUCUGAAGCCAGAGUUCGAAUUCAGUCGAGGACCUUAAAAACAACGUCGACUAAUCUUACUAAACACUUCAUUAAAUAAUGUCGCUCUACAAUUCGAUAAACUAAAUUUUGAAUUUGGCGCAUUGACAUAAGGAAAUUCAACUUUUUGUCUAUGAGAUUUUCGUGGGAAAUUUUAAGUUUGUAUUCAUUUGGGCCGAAUUAUCGCUUUCUUUAAACCGUAAAAUCUCCCAAUUUUGAAUUCUGCAUUUCUUCAUUGAACCAGAAUUUUUGAAAGUCAAGAACGCGAACGUUUGAAUCGAUUAUAUAUAUAUUUUUUUAAUUUGACAUGAAAAUGUCUUUAGAAGUGGUAUGACAUUUAAUGGGAGAUAAAGUUUCGUCUGAUACGAAAGCACUCUAGACCACGUGUGCGGUAAUUUGGCCUCAUCCAAGGGGAACUUGUUGAAAAUCAUAACAUCCAUGUCUGAAUUUGGCAAUGAUUUUGGCGCUAAAGAUCUCUUCGUAUAUUUCGCAGUUCUUAGAAGGGCAAAAGGGCUUUCGAGUGGUAUGGUACACUUGUUUCAAAUUUAUGCAAAACAUAUUCAACUCGAAAUAUAAACUCAAUGGAGUUCCCAGCCAACAAAUAUUGCACAGCAUUUUUAAACAAAUUGUUUCGAGACUUUCGAGACACAAACACAGUUGCGAAUACAGUGUGUGGCAUUUAAAAAGGGUCCAUCAAUAUGUAGAUUUUUCAUUUAUUUCAUGCUCUUUCAAUUUUACUACCCUGACACAUUAUCGAAUCAUUUUUCAUUGAAAGGCUUCCGAUAGUAAUGAAAGUACGCAAAAGCCAGGGUUAUUCAUACUAAACUAAAUAAAUAAAAAUAGAUAUAUUUAUAUGCAGUUAUAUACAAGGGCGUGUUUGAAAAUGCCGAUAUUUGUUUAAGUAAGAUAUCUUUUAUUUCCAUAGAAUUUAAUUCUAAGAGUAGCAUAAGUUCUUUUUUAUAUUAUUUUCGAAAUGAGUUAAGAACCUCUCCUCCCUCCCCAAGUCCCUGUACAGAAUGAAAAGUUAGUUAAAUUAGUUAAGUUAGUUAGUCAGUCAUUUGAUUGUUUGUUUUGUACAUAUACCAUAAUAAAAUAGUUAUAAAAACAAUAUAUAUGGAACGUUUAGUUUAAGUUAUUUGCGUUUUCCCUCCCCCUCCCUAGAUAUUGAAAAGCGUUGACUACUACAAAAUUAAAACAAAAUUAGAAGCAAAACAAAACAAAACAAAAAAAAACAUUUGCAAAGCAAAUAUUAAAAUACGAGCAUAAAUAAGUAUAAUGUAAUAACCAACCUACCCAUACCCAUUUAUACAUAGAAAGGCAUACUACUAUUACUACUUCGACUACUACAACAUACACCAAUACCCACACAAACAAACAAAAAAAAAGAGAACGCCUACAUGUAUAUGAUAACACCUCUAAUGAGCUUUUAAUAAUAUUUUAAUAUUUAUUUAUAGUAUGAAAAAAAAACAACAAAACAAAACAAAACAUGUAUACAAAAUUGUUUUUAAACAAAACAAAUACGAGUUCUUCUUCUGAAUAAUUGAGAGUGAAAAAGAAAUACAACCAACAAUUGUGUAAACACACGCCACACCUCCACCCUCUCCUCUGUACAGUGUAUAGUUAGGUAAAUUUAUUUUACAAAAUAAUGUGACUGAUUGUGUAUAAAUAAAUAAAUAAACACAGAAUGAAUAAAAAACAAACAAACAAACAAA